AUGCGUACCUCUAUUCUCCUCGCUACCCUGUCGGCUUUUGCCCUGACCUCCGGUGUUGUCGCCGAAUCGAGCUCCACUAGCACAAUCAACUACCUCACUGAGACUAACUCCCUCGGUGUCGUUACUGGCCAACCCUCCGUUAUCACUAGUCAGCCUGCCGCUGCCACUUCCCAGGAGGCCGCUGCCUCAAUCCCAGCUGGUCUGACCGCACCUGUGGUCACUGCCCAGACCGGCACUUGGACCAGCUCUGUCCGCAGCAGCACCCCUCUCACCACUAGCUCUAGCUCUGGCUCCACCUCCACCUCCACUGGUACAUCGACCGAGUCUUCCUCCUCUACCGACUCGGGCACUUUCAGCACUGGCACAACUUCCACCUCCACUGGUGGCGCUGCUUUCGCCACCGCUGGAAUGGGUCUCGCUGCUGGUGCUGCUAUUCUUGCUUUCCUGUAA
This is a messenger RNA of Penicillium odoratum, 450 nucleotides long. RefSeq names its product putative GPI anchored protein. NCBI's taxonomy places the organism in Eukaryota, Fungi, Ascomycota, Eurotiomycetes, Eurotiales, Aspergillaceae. The coding region runs from base 1 to 450 and encodes 149 amino acids. The transcript is spliced from 2 exons. The record is from RefSeq and is a predicted model, not a curated record.